AUGGGUUCGAAGCGAAAAAAGAAGAAACAGUCUCAAACUAUUUACAAAGAAUCAAACAACGAUGAACAGAAAUCAUCAAAUGACCCUCAACGAAUUAAUGAGUCUGUAUCAAUUUUAAAUAGUAGCAAUGACGAAGAAACUAAAUUACCGCCGUUAGAAGAACUUUCCAAUACAAGCUUUAAAAUUCUUCCAAUUGAAAUGUCUUCACCCAUCACCACUUCUUUUACUUCAAUUCAUUAUUGUUACUUUAAAAGUCACGAGUCACGUUCUAAUAAUUCUUCAAUUAAUAUCUUACCUCCCGAUAAAACUCUUUUUAUUUCAAAUUUACCAAUUGAUUCAACAGAAGCACAUAUUAAAUAUUUAUUUCAAGAUUGUGGAGUAAUAGAUAGAAUCAUAUUCAACGGAGUUAUUAAAGAUGAUGAAUUUUUAAUAAAUGCAGUUAAUGAAAAUAGAAAUUUUUUGGUACCAGAUUCUUCUGCUCAUGUUAUUUUUCAAAAAUCUGAAGGAUUAAAACAAGCAUUACAUAUGACAAAGAAAAAGAGAAUAUGGACUACUAAAAAUGAAGAAAUUCCGUCACUAGGAUUAUCUAGAUGGUUGCGUGAUUAUCGAUUACAUCGUCCAGUUCAAAUAAAACUUCAAGAAGCAGUUGAUGAAUAUAUAGUUAAUUUUGAAGAAGCUGAAUUAGAACGACGUAAAGAUUUAGAAGCAAAACUUAAUCAACCAGACGAGGAUGGAUUUAUCACGGUAACAAGAGUUGGAAGACGUAAUGUUAAUACGGAUGAACUCAUCGACCUUCGCAAAAAGUUCGAAGAAGAUAAAGAAAAGAUCGCUAAACUAAAAGCUUCAAGACGAUUUAAACCAUAUUAA
Funneliformis caledonium is the source of this 867-nucleotide messenger RNA. The record is from the annotation of a GenBank genome assembly. Lineage: Eukaryota; Fungi; Glomeromycota; Glomeromycetes; Glomerales; Glomeraceae.